AUGGUAACCGUGGACGGUAAAGAUAGCCGUCAAAGCGGUCCGGCAGAUUUAAGAGCAGAGCGGCGUGGUGUUGGGGUCGCACUCGAUGAUGCCUUGGAGGAUGCGGUCGUUGCUGCAGCCCCUGCACUUGCCGCACUUGCAGGUCAUGCCGUCGCCGCACUUCCCAAGAUGGUUGUCCCGUCCUCCGCAUCGUUGUCCAGGUCCGGCCAUGCACUGCAUCCUUCCGCAAGGGUCCCGGGUGAUGCCGUAAUUGCAGCCCUCCGGUUCUACGUAGCACUCUUCUCCCCUACAGGGUUUGCAAGGGUAGUAGUCGAAGCUGAAGGCCAUGGCGGAGGUCACUGCUGUGAGGAGGAGCAACAAGGAGUACAUCUCGAUCUCUGGGAGCUGGAGGACUGA
Messenger RNA from Nezara viridula (southern green stink bug), 396 nucleotides. Lineage: Eukaryota; Metazoa; Arthropoda; Insecta; Hemiptera; Pentatomidae. The record is from the annotation of a GenBank genome assembly.